ACCCGGUGCUGGUGUAAUGGCUGCCGUCCUCCUCUGUAUGGGCCUGUCCUCUGUUGGCGCCUUCUUUGUGGACACUGAGAAGCCGAUCAUCUUCCGGAACAGCGCUCGCAGCUUUGGAUACCAGGUUGUACAGCUGGAUAAAAGGGUGAUUGUCAGCGCUCCCCUCCAGCAAGUGGCGAUCAAUAGAACUGGCCAGUUAUAUCGCUGCGAUCCUGGCGCCAAUGACUGCACUCCAAUCACCAUCACCGGAUCUGAGGAUGACAAUAACAUGUCGCUGGGACUCGCUCUCACCACUGACGACAGCGCAUCUAACAUACUGGCGUGUGGGCCGACCCUGCAGAGGACAUGUGGGCAGAACAUCUAUGUAAAUGGACGCUGCUACCAGCUGGACCGAAACCUGAGAACACAAGACACCAUACCGGCUUCUCUACCAGAGUGCAGCGUCUUCAGCCUGGAUAUCGUGUUUCUCAUUGAUGGAUCAGGCAGCGUCCGGUCACAAGACUUCACCAGAAUGUUGACAUUUGUGUCCACAGUGAUGUCGUCCUUCAGUCAAAAGGAUGUCCAGUUCGCCCUCAUGCAGUACUCCAGCGAAUUUAGAACGCACUUCGAUUUUAAGCGUUUUUCUGCUGAGAGAGACCCCACACGUCUGACAAGAAAUAUUAUACAGAUGUUUCAAGCAACCAGAACUGCAACUGCAAUCCACAUGGUGAUAGAGACGCUCUUUGUGUCCCAAGCCGGAUCACGUGACCGCGCCCAGAAACUGCUCAUUGUCAUAACUGAUGGGGAGACAGCCGGAGACAACAUGAGGCUUACAGAUUCAGUUGCUGAGGCAGAGAGACGCGGGGUCCUGCGCUUUGCCAUUGGGGUGGGAAACGCCUUCAUAAAACGGGCAGCUCUCCAAGAGCUGAAAACCAUUGCGUCAUCCGAUGACCGAGUCCUACGAGUCGAUGACUUCUCAGCUCUCAGUAAUAUCCAGAACACACUGCAAGACAAGAUCUUUGCUAUUGAAGGGACACAGUCUAAGUCUGAAAGCUCAUUUGAGUUUGAGAUGUCUCAGGAGGGAUUCAGCGGAACCUUGGCACCGGACGGGGCGAUCCUCGGGGCAGUUGGCGCCUAUGACUGGUCAGGUGGGGCCAAUAAUUACAGGAGCGGGCGGCAGGAUGGCACCUUUAUGAAUGCUACAUGGGACCAGAUUGACAUGAGGGACUCCUACCUGGGUUACGCUAUGCAGCAAGUGACGAGUGGCCUGGUCGCCCUCGGUGCCCCAAGAUACCAGCAUACGGGGAAAGUCCUGAUCUUCAGAAUGGACCCGAGCACCUCACAAUGGCACCAGAAGGCUACGGUUCAGGGAGAGCAGAUUGGGUCGUACUUUGGUUCUGUGCUGAGUGUGGCCCGUGUGAAUUCUACCAAGUUUCUCCUUGUGGUUGGGGCCCCGACAUACUACUCCCCAAACGCCCCAGGUGGACGUGUAUACCUGUGUCCCAUCCCUGAUCAGGUCAUGGAUCCCAGUAAGACCCUCAUCACCUUCCCAUGUCCCCGGACCCUGCAGGGGGACAGCACCCAGUCUGAGAGUAAUUUUGGUUCUGCCAUCUCGGUUCUACCAGACCUGACAGGAGAUAGGCUUCCUGACCUGGCCAUCGGUGCCCCCUUUGAGGACAACAACCGGGGGGCUAUGUACAUCUUCCCAGGCCAAGUCGGGGGCUUCAGGUCUUCCUAUAUACAGCGCAUUGCCGGAAGCCGGCUUACAGGCGGCAUGAUGUUCUUUGGAAAGUCAGUAACUGGGAAUCUGGACAUGACUGGAGAUGGCCUGCCCGAUAUUACCAUAGGUAGCGAAGGCAACGUCCUCAUAUUGAGCUCUCGCCCGGUCCUGGCUGUCUCAGUAUCGAUGAGCACUAAUCCCCGAGAAAUCCUGCUUUCCACCUACGAUUGUUCUGUAUCAAACAGAAAAGACCCAGCAAUAACUAUUACGGUGUGUUUCUCCAGGGAACUGAGGAGCAGCAAUGCUAAUGCUGGAACCUCCGCCCAAGUGCAGUACACCCUGCUGCUGGAUGCGGGGCGCACUGUGUCCCGUGCUGUCUUCUCUGAUACCCCACAGUCUGUCCCCCGCACUGUGACCACGACUGUGCAGCUGACAGAAGCUCCUCGCUGUACCGAACACAAGAUUCGCCUCCCAGAGUGUGUGGAUGAUUCUCUCUCGCCUCUACGUGUCGCCCUCAAUUACACAUUAAUGGGAAAUCCAGUCCUAAGUGAGGAUUCACAUGUGAACCAAUCAAGAGAGAUCACGUUUGAGAAGAACUGUGGAGCAGACGGGGUGUGUAAGGAUGAUCUGAGUGUGAACCUCACGUUCACCGGUCUCUCACAGCUGGUGGUUGGGACGUCUUUGGAUGUCAAUCUAACGGUCUCUGUGAAGAAUCAGGGGGAAGAUUCAUACAACACCCGUGUCCUCAUCCCCUUCCCCUUGGGCCUGUCUUAUCGGAGGGUGACCCUUGUGGAGAGUAACAAGCGAGGGACCAUUUCAUGCUCAACUCUGGAGAGUCAGAGAGUUUUGAUCUGCGGAGUGAACAACCCACUACUGAGACCUGACUCUAUGGUGGUCUUCAUGGUCAGCUUCCAUGUUGCCUCAAAUGCUGAGUUGGGAGACAGACUGGCUAUGACGGCCAAUGUGACCAGUGAUAAUCAGGGGGCAGUGACUGCCCUAAUGAUGUCCUCGUCUCAAAUAAGAGUGCUGUACGCAAUCUAUGUGACCAUCAGCAGCCUGGAAGAGUCCAGCAAAUACCACAACUAUUCCUCCAGUGACACCAGCGUGCAACACGUGUACAAGGUGAAUAAUCUGGGGGAUCGCCGGCUCCCUCUCUCCGUCAUAUUCCUGGUCCCGGUUAGACUUGGGGAAUCUCUGAUCUGGGAGGAGACAAAUGUCACCAGCUCACAGCCGCAGCUCACUAAGUGCACCGUGAUGAGUGAGACAGCCGGAGCUGCAAACUACCAGGUGCUCUUGAAAACGAAUCCGAUUCUGAAUUGUUCGGUGGGGUCCUGUCUCAGAACUGUCUGUAACAUCAGUGAUCUGGGGACUCAGACAUCGGUGACCUUCACGAUCCGUGGCUCCGUGACUAAAGCCUGGACCACACAGACAGAGCAGCAGAAGAUCUCACUCCAGAGCUCAGCAGAGAUUGCAUAUGAUUCCAGCACGUAUCAUCAGAACCAUCGUUUCAUCAGAGCCCAGGCGCAGACGGUGCUGGAGAUUUACGUUGCGUAUAAUUACGCCCCUAUAAUAAUCGGCAGCAGCGUCGGCGGUCUGGUACUACUGGCCCUGAUAGCCGCCGGGCUGUACAAGCUUGGGUUCUUCAAGCGUCAGUACAAGGAAAUGCUGGAGAAUCCUGGAGAUGAUGGCGCAGGAAACGAGGCGGCUCAGGAACCACAAAGCAAUGGCGCCCCGGAGUGAGGAGGAAGAGGCUGCAUUAUAACUGCUCAUUGUCAUUUUCUCCAUAAAGUGUUUUAUCUGUGUGCAGAACGUCUACACAAUAGCUAUUGCCUGCCUGCUGGUGGGCUGUGCGACCUCUCGCCUGUACCCACCAUUGUCACUGCUGCCCAGGGACCCCCCAGCCGCCCCCCACUAUCAGUGCCCCUCAUAUUACCAGCCGUGUUCCCACUAAGAGACCCCUGUAUCCUGCAGACACUCAUAGCGCCACAUGGCCAGAGCGCAGCUGACGGGUCCGGCGGCCGCGCUACAAGUGUCUCAUCAGAUGCUAUAGAUGUGUCCCUCUGCGGGGAGCCGCCAUAGCUGUGAUAUUAUAAAAUAGAGUACUAUGUCAUACCCUCCAGCUGCACCUUUUUGGCAGGUACAGGACCUUUUUUUUUGGUCUGUACCGAUUUUUGGCUCUCCAAACUUCCAUUGAAAGUAUAGGAAAAUGGGUGUGACCACGCCCCCUUUACCCAUGGCCACGCCCUCUUUUCUAAUUUGUACCGAUUUUUAUGUGUAAAAUGUUGGAGGAUAUAUUAUAUGGGGGAGAUUAUCAAACCUCUGAGAGAGAUAAAGUACCAGCCAGUCAGUUUCUAACUCUACAGGCUGUGGCUGACAAAUGACAGGAGCUGGUUAGUUGGUACUUUAUCUCUCUCUAAGGUUUUAUACCUCUCCCCCCGUACAGUAUGUGUCACAAUUAGCUGUGAGCACCUGCACUUUGAUUUAUACUGUGACUGUACAGAGGUACUGCAGCCAGGGCAUGGUGUAAAUCCUUUCUGGAAUUGCUCCGAUAUGGCUGAAUGCUGCAGUGGUUCAUGCAGGGGGGGUUUCCAAGUACCCAGAAACCCCUCCUGAUAGACCUACUUGUUUUCUGAGACAAAAACAUCUCCAACUACUUCUCUACAAUGGCCAUACACCAAUAAUAUGUGCACCUACAGGUACAUCCUCCUGUAUGUACAACACAGCAUGCCAUGCCCAGGACUCGAUCUCACAACCUCACACACUGUAGUCAUACACCUAACACACAAAGCCAAUUGCUCCUGCAUAGGAAUCCUGGAAAUUCUAGCACAGGUCUGUGUUGUGCGUUCUGUUACCUAUAUGGUGAGAUUGGCAAUUCUUCCAGUUGGCACCUACUGUAGUUCUAGUUUUUGCUCCCCCUCAUAUGGAUACCCGCCUACACCCCUGUGUCUAUACAUACAUGUGUGUCUACACAUGCUUGGAAUGUCAGCAGUUCUCUAUACAGAUAGGUUUUGCUGCAAACAGAUCAUGGACCUGUCACCUGCAGAUGUUCUGGAUAUUACAAGACCGGGAAAAUGCAGUGCAAAAAGACACCCAAAUUGUCUCCCCAUUUUCUCGUUGCAUUAUUCUUGUAGGCUGUUGGGCCUAGUACAAUGUAUUUCCCCAGGCUGUACAAUACCUGCAGUGUACAAAUACUAUAUACUGUAUAUAAUAAAGAAAUCUGACUAAUUAGUGUGAUGUGAGCUAGUUGGGACACAUUGCUGGUAACGGGUAUUAUUAGCUAAUUUGCAUUCCUUUUAUAAUCGUUGCAAUCCUUUUAGAAGUAUUUUUAACCUAUUUUUAUUUUUUCACGUGUGGUUUGUACAUUUGCUGGAAACCAUGUUUGGACACUUCAAUAAAAGGCAAAAGUGAAUAAAACAACCAUAAAUGAACCGGGGGCCUUGUGUGUACGGGUGAUCCAUAGCGUGUUAUGUCUGGGUAAGAAGCCAUAGCCAGGUUAAGGGGGGAUGUAGGGCAUACUGUACCCCAGGCCCCCCUGUGCCAGGGGGCCCCCCCGGCCAGAGCACACUGACAUCACUAGCUUUCCCUCUUAUGCAGCAGCAGAACCAGACAGCCAGAAUGCGAGCAGGACAGUAUGCAGUACAGGCAGAGACACAGGAGUAUCAGAUUUCAUGAACUAUCGAUGGAGCUUCCCAACAAGAGGAGAGAUAGGAGGGUGGAGAGAGCUGUAAGUGACCGAGGGUGGGAUCCCUGUGUAACUUGUUAUCUAAUAUGGGUCUAGAGAGACACACACACACACACACACACACACACACACACAGAGUCCUCCUGAGUCCUGUCCCAGUGUGUAAAAGUAGUAAAGAGGCUGCUGCUAUUUUUGCAUGUGACAAGAUAAACAUGCUCUCUACCUGGACUUCCUUCUUAACUUAUGAUUGUAAUCACCUGUGUUGAAACACCUUUCUUAUCAAUUAAAUAGUUUAACACAGGUGACUAUAAUCCUUUAUCAAGAGGGAUGUCCGUGUACAGAGCAUGUUGUCCCUCCUGGAAUGGGUCAUGUUGGGAGGUGUGCACAAUCUUAUAUACAGCCCCCCCCCCACCCCCCUUCCAUUUGGGCCCCCCUGUCUAAAGUGCCCCGGGCACCCCCAAGGCUUAAUCUGGCCCUGUAAGAAGGUGGUGGAAUGGCGUAGCGUCCAUUCCCUUCUCUUAUAGCACAAUGAGAAGCUACUUACCUAGCCAGCUUUGUACCAGAUCACAGCAUUGCAUGUAAAAUUCAGUCCUCAUCUGUGGCACUUCCCGAACCCAGGGGCACGGAAACCCCCCAACACAGUAUAUAGUGCCAUCUGCUGCCCCCCAGCUUCUCGUGUCCGCUGCUAUGUUACACGUGAAGACCUCUAACCUGCAAGCAGCAAUAAUAUAGAUAGAAGAUGGGAGGGGGCGUAAUGGUAAUUGGGCGAUCAGCUAUGAAUGGGGUGAGAGGGGGGAUAAUACCUGUUUUUAUGAUUGUAUACCCAGGAUCUCCCUGUCCUGUUGAGCGGCUAUACGGCCCCAUCCAUACGCUGUACCUGUUGUAGAUGUGUGCGCAGUCCUCCUUUUCUUGUACCUACCUUAAUAAAAGUGCCUGGUAGUCACCUA
Molecule: messenger RNA, 6328 nt
Organism: Pseudophryne corroboree (corroboree frog)
Lineage: Eukaryota; Metazoa; Chordata; Amphibia; Anura; Myobatrachidae
Product: integrin alpha-M-like
Exons: 30
Coding region: 17-3439 (1140 amino acids)
Biological process (GO): cell adhesion mediated by integrin; cell-matrix adhesion; cell-cell adhesion
Cellular component (GO): integrin complex; external side of plasma membrane
Molecular function (GO): integrin binding
Source: RefSeq, a predicted model, not a curated record